Molecule: messenger RNA, 1033 nt
Organism: Hevea brasiliensis (rubber tree)
Lineage: Eukaryota; Viridiplantae; Streptophyta; Magnoliopsida; Malpighiales; Euphorbiaceae
Exons: 2
Coding region: 248-739 (163 amino acids)
Source: RefSeq, a predicted model, not a curated record
UUUAUUUGAAAAGUAAAACUUCCCAGUUGUCAUAAAAAAGAAAGAUCCUUCUCCUUCGUUUUCAGUGAAAGAACGCAAACAGAUUAUAGCACUUGUGUAAAGCAAAGAACGACGUCUCUGAACUAUUUUCUUUCCUCAUUUCCUCUCCUAUAAUUCUAUAAACCCAUUCUCUGCGAACAACCCACGAGCAAUCAUCUCUCAAUUCUUGAUUUUCCGCUCAGAUUUAGCAUUUCUACUUGGGAAUGCGAUGCGAUUAUUGAAGAGGAUCGCGGGAUUUCUUGGGUUUGUUAAAGACGAGGGUGCCCACGAAGUGAAAGACCAACAAGCAGAAGAAGAUGAUGAUCAUCGUAACAACCACCACGAACACCAACCCCGUUUUUCUUCCAAUUAUCAAGAAACUGGGCCCCGUAAAGGCUUCAGCGUUCCCGUUAAGGUCGCCGUCGACCGCCACCAGCUCGGCCCAGUUCUUGUCCCUUCUAUCUCUGGCGAUGGAGGCGUUCAGGGUCUGAGAUGGCAUGCAAAGCGCCUCAAGAUAGAUGAAGAUGGUGACGUGGCAGAUGAAUUCCUUGAAGAGGUUUUACCAGAGACAUCAUCCUGUGUUGAUGACCACCAUAAACCAUUGCCGAGGUUUGAAGUGAAGUAUAGUGCCCAACCUGCAAAAAUCAAGAACCAGGUGAUUUCCCAUGAUGGAAAAUUCCAAGUGUGUGUAGAAUAUCAAGGUAGAUUACAAUGGGUGUGAUGUAUUUUGACAUCAAAGUUGAGGUUUGUGGGUUGGGUUUCACUCUUAAGUCUAUAGCACAAGUAUUAUAUUGUUGGCUCGUGCAAGCUAAUUCUUUUAGAUCAGAUUUGUGGUUUUCCAAUGUGGCAUGAAAUGAACUGUUGUAACAAUGCACCCAAAUUGUAUUAGUAUCUGCAUUGCAUAGGCUUUUUACGCUAUUGGUUUUACUAGAAGAUUUUGAUUUAAGACUGCUUGUUCUGAUUAUCAGAUACAAUUGGAGGGAUGGAAAUUGUUUUCAAAACCUGAUUUGAUUCA